This is a messenger RNA of Osmia bicornis bicornis, 1754 nucleotides long. RefSeq lists its product as uncharacterized. The record is from RefSeq and is a predicted model, not a curated record. Bases 306 to 1187 code for a protein of 293 amino acids. The transcript is spliced from 3 exons. Lineage: Eukaryota; Metazoa; Arthropoda; Insecta; Hymenoptera; Megachilidae.
CAUUUUGCUAAAGGAAAAAGUUGUUCGAAAGUCACCAUUUCAUCAAAGGAUGCCCACCCGUAACCGUACACCCUGUAUAUGGGAACCUAUUCUACAAGGGGCCGGUCGAAAACCCGCCAUUUUUUUUUGCGGAAGCCUAUCCUAUUCGAUACUAUACUUCCGGUAGUUCGUUAUGGAAUCUCAAGAAGUGAGAUUCGUUGUGUAAGCAGUGUUUAGUGAAUAAUUACUUAUAUUUGCAUGAAUUCAUUUCACGUAGUUUCCAUUUAUUGCAUAUACUUCAUUCAUAUUAAUUUAACAAUAACGAUAUGAGUGCUGCUUCAAGUUCAAGAGCUGAACAGUAUUUCUACAGCAUAAAUCCUUUGGCUCAAAGAAUUGGAGAAGAUAUAACAGCAACAAAGGAAGCCUACGAGGGUCUGUGGAAUGCAUUAAGUAUAGCAGAACAAAAUCAAGCAAUCAAUGAAACUAUAAUUCAACCAGAGGUUGCCUUGAAAUAUGCUUUAAAAAAAGCUGAACUUAAUAAAGAAAUACCAGAAUGGUAUCCAAAGUUAAGAAUUCAGACUGGAAUGAAAUAUGUCAUCGACGAGACUGGUUCUACAUUACGGUGGAGAGAUGAACAUUCAGCUCCAUUUUCAUUCAUGACUCAAUCACAAAUGAAUCUCAGUGUAAUAGAUUCAACUGAAGAUGUAAAGUCUAAAUUGAUAAGAGCUCAGUUUGGGGAAUCAUCGCGUUUCUCAAGUCCAGCCAAAUCACAGAGAAACAACUCGAAUUCCCUUAAUGACAAUUAUACUUUGCCCCUUGCAGUUAGUUGCUUUCAAUCUGAUUGUUUCCCCAAUGGUAUUUUUGGGGAUGAACAGUGUAGUGGCUUGUUAGAGGGGAAUAUUGAGAAUGAUCAUUCUGAGAGCAUAUUUACUAAAUUAAUGAAUAAAACAUCGUUAUUAAAAUUACAAAAUAAUCUAGCAGAUGAUAUGGAGAGUUUAGUUAGAGAAAGAGAUUCAGAUACUGAUAAAAGUCAGUCAAAUACGUUAGUAGUAAUGUCGCGUACGAAAUCGAGUGAUAUUAACGAAUCGACCGCAUUGUUAGAGACACCUAGCUCUUAUAAUAGCUUUCAGUCUUCUCAGUUGAAUCAGGAGGAAGAAGAAGAGAGAACUAUACCAAAGACUGGUUUUGAAUUUCUUGAUAAUUGGUAGAUUAGCUAACUAUGUUUAUACAUAUUUAUAUUAUAGUACUAUUUCAUUAACAUACAUUUGUACAAUUUUAGUUCCUAAACUAUUAUUAUCAUAUUGAUACAGAUCAAUAUUGCUUUAGAAGACACAGCUUUUAGUAUUUCUAUAAUGCAAUUUAUGAUCUCAAAUUAUAUUUCUAUAAGAUGAUCCUGAUGUGAUUAUCAGGAAAAAGUUAAACCAUGGAUAAAAUGUAUGCAUAUCGAAUGUAACAAGAUUUUUAUAUUUUAUACAGGAUCCGGUCGAAUGACAUGUAAAAGCGGACACCACGUGAUUCUUUAUGAAAAAAUAAGAAAAAGAAAAAUAAAUAUAGAGAAUAACAUUUUUCUGUAUUUGUUUAUUAUUUAUUUAUUUUUCAUUUUUUAUUUUUUUUCGUAAAGAAUCACGCGGUAUCCUGUUUUACAUGUUAUUCGAUCGGACUCUGUAUAUGUAACAUACAAUAUGUAUAAUAUGAAUUAUUUGUUUCUAUAAUAAAAAAGUCUCAUAUAUGUAUCUAUACAUAGAUACUAUAAUAUUAUAUAUAUAUAUAGAAUU